Messenger RNA from Panicum virgatum (switchgrass), 1652 nucleotides. RefSeq lists its product as uncharacterized. Bases 77 to 1501 code for a protein of 474 amino acids. Gene Ontology annotation, molecular function: mRNA binding. The transcript is spliced from 7 exons. Lineage: Eukaryota; Viridiplantae; Streptophyta; Magnoliopsida; Poales; Poaceae. Gene Ontology annotation, cellular component: cytosol. The record is from RefSeq and is a predicted model, not a curated record.
CCGGCCACUGCACGGUGGGGUCCUCACUCCUGCUUGGGCUGCUCCCCAGUCCCCGCUCCGCCGCGCGUCCGCCGCCAUGGCCGCGUCCUACGCCGCGGCGAUGCGCCUCUCUCUCCCUCGUCUCCUCGAGGCCUCCGCCGCCACCGGCCCUGGCGGGGGCUUCACGCGAGCCGGCGCCGCGAGCAGGGAGCGGGGCUUCUGCGUGGCCGUCGAUGCUGGGUACAUGGCGUACGGCUUGCCGCUACUGCGCGGCCUGCCUGACGUGCGCCUCGCCCGCAACCCCGUGCAGCAGUGGCUGACGGCUGCUUCCUAUUAUGACUCUGCAAUAUUUGUUGGGGACUUUUCCUAUGAUGUUGAAUACAUGCUACACCAUCUGUUCAAGAGUCGAUAUCCAUCAGCUAAGAGUGCAAAACUUAUCUUUGACAAGCUUACUGGCAGACAAAAUGCAAUGCCUUUGUUCGCUUGGAGAUAUGUCAAUGAGCACGUACAAGCAAUAUCAGAAAUGAAUGGAGCAUGCUGUUCUACCAGGCCUACGUGGACUGGACCACAUAUAUACCAGCCAAGUUUUGUCCAGAACACACAAGGAACCGAUUCUUAUCUUGAUACAAACAAUUCAAAGCUGUUCAUUGGGUAUCUUGAUUUAAUGCAAGCCUUUAGUCCAUAUGGAGAUCUUGUUAAUGUCAAAGUACUAGCGGGGAAGGGCUGCGGCCUUGUCACAUACUCAAACAGGGCAUCGGCAGAGGAGGCCACGAGAAUGCUAAAAGGAAGCCAGAUGGGAGGUAACACUGCGAGACUUUCAUGGGCCCACCUUUCUGCUAACAAACAGGAUCAACAAAAUGGCUACUACGCUCGCCUCAAUUGCUUUGAUCCUUCUGGUUCUGGUUGGUCACUUCAGUUUGGCUCAGAAGGCUGUGGCUUUUUUCAGCUGGGAAACUUCAGCGAGGACAUGAUGAAUGAUGGUCAGAUUACCUUCAUGGGCGCCGGCCUUGUACUCAAACGAGGCUUUUCAGGGACUGCCAGUGGCAAUGGUGGUCUUGAGAAGAAAUUCUGGCAGUGGAUAGAGCAGAUGUAUUCAAAGCUGUUUUUGGAGAUGGCCUAUGAUCGUCCUACUGGGAGGAUGUCUAGGAUCUCCAUAUGUGCAGUGGCCUACAAUGCCAUAUGCCAAGCAUUCAAAGAUUUGUACGAUCUGUACCUUAUGUUGGUGUAUGUAGCUAGCAGGUACUCACCAGACAGCUGGGACGAGCCCUUGAGGGAUGCGAGGCCUUUUGGGGAGAGUAUCCUGCAACACAGUAGGGAGGAGAGGAGCCUGGACUUCAGAGGGGGGGUAGGAGUACCGCUUGUUAGCUUUAGAUUAGAAUACACGCUAAGACUAACAGCCAAACAUUGGAUCCCGCGAGGAAGUAGUGCUUUUGUUGGGUGGUCGCUUUGUACGAUGGACUGUUGUUGCUGUUCCUAUUCUAGAAACUCCGUUAUAAGUUUCGUUGUGCCUUGUGCCGGCUGACAUUUGCUUGUUAUCCUCACAUGGCCUAGGCUGUUAGCUUGAAUCAAGGUAGUAGCUUUAGCAGAUUGUGGGCGAUCUCCUGUGUCUGUUUCUAUCUCAUGUACUCUGAAAUUUCCAUUUAAAUCUAUGGAAUGAAAUUUUAUGGGGAUUA